AUGUCAGACCCACAGGUCUCCGUGACCUUAAUCCCUCUCUGGGAUGACACCCAUCCCUGCCGCACCCUCACUCUAUUUGACGAUGACGUGCCUGUUCCCAUCGGACGUGCUUCGAAGCGUGAAGCCAGAAACAGAUCUCCCGCCAAAGAUAACGGAUGGUUUGAUUCUCGAGUGAUGUCCCGCGACCAUGCUCUGAACGUCUACAUUCUCGACUGUGGUUCGACCCAUGGAACAUAUCUGAACGACGACAAACUGGUGACCCAUGUGGGUACUCCACUGACGAGUGGAGAUAUUCUGAGAUUCGGCGUCGAUGUCGACCGUGGUCAAGAAGUAUUCGAGGCUCUCGAAGUUCGUUGCGAGGUUAACUGGUCCACAUCCCAGCCGGCGGUGGUUGUCGAGAGCUCGGACGCCAUCACAAUCAAACCAGUCCCCACCCAUUCGACCAACAGUUUCUCCGUCCCCGAAGACUACAGCGAUGUCGAGCCGGAGGUGGCCAUGCUUGAUAGUGACGACUCUAAGGACUCAGUUGCUCGAUCUUGGGACACCGCCAACCCCACCGCUGAGGAAAUAUCUCCUGUCUCCUCAGUGAGUGAGAACCGAAUCGAGGUCACAGAGCCGGUGAAAUCCGAAGUGCCGGAGAUUCCUUCAAGCCAGACCGAGGAAUUUACGGAACCCUUUUCAGGAUUUGACAUGCCUGAAAAAGAGCUACAAAAGAUGCGUGCCCGAGCUGCCGCCAUCGCCCAAGAAGUAGAAGCCUCGAAACAACCCGUGAAGCCGCAUCAAGAGCUUGCUGUACUGGAUGAAGUAAUCCCUGGGUUUCAUACAACCAAAAUGGAGCAUUUCCCUCCGUCCUGCUAUCAAACGCUCCCCGACGAAGAAUUCAGCGAUUGGACCAUGAUGAAACCCUUAUUCAUGCGGCUGGCUGACAUGGCUUGGGGUGUAUCUGAUAAGAUCCCCGACGUGGACCAUGUCAACAAAGUUAUCCACUCCGCCCGCCGCUGCUCAGUGGCCAAAUCAUCCUACAUGGUUGACGAUUCCCCCGACUUCCAGCCUUGGAACGGAACCGAGGUUCCUUGGGAAUUUAACUCAGACGAGGAAUCAGACACCACCUACCAUCGUGUGCCCGGUCCCGCUCUCAGGUAUUGGUUCGUCGACAAGCGCAGAUUCUGGAUUCUGGAUGGAGAUGAAGAGAAUGACCUCCGGAUGAGCGACUGGUGGUGGAUCGUUGAGAAGCCAUGGGAGCUUCUGAGUGAAGCAACCAAAGCCGAACUUGCCACCGAGUCCCAUGUUGACGACUGUCACAAAUUCUGGAUCGUGAGAGAAUGGGAGCCGCAGAUGGUUGGAUAUCAGUGGUACGAAUUCACACCCUACUGGGAUUCAAACUUCUGUGAGGACCUGCCCUCUGAUGACGAGUCUAUGGACUCGGAUGAGUUGGAUGAAGAAGAAGGGGACUUGAAUGACGGGGACGGGGAUGAUUCUAUCUAUGAUCGUUCCGAUGCAUCUGAUGCCUGGGAUGGCUCAAGCGUUUUGCAAGAGGGCCACAUGGAAGAAUUCUCCGUCCCUUGGAUUACGCCUUUCGGCCAGGAACUGGAUGAUGAAGAUGAUGAAGAUGAUUCAGAGUACGACUCGGACGACUCAAAUGAAGAGGUUUCAAGCGAAGACGACGAAUCGGAAGAUCAAGGCUCUGAGAAUGAAGAUGACGAAGAUGAAGAAGAUGACUCCGAGUCUGAGGACGAGGUUGAGAACGACACUUGCCCCGAGGAGGCCUACAUCAGACGACUUACAAAGUUCAUGGAUGUCGCAUCUUCUAUGCCUAACUUCUACCCUGGAAACAACGACUCGGGAUCGUCUCUGCCAACCCCUACCUCUCCGUGCCCAGAGCGGCCAGAAGCCACGACUAUCCUUGAUGCCGAAGCCGCCGAACAGCCGGUGUGCCGCCCAGUUGCCCCGAAGCUACCUGAGCUACCCUGCUUGCGCGACGUACCUGAGAAUGCGUCCGUCAAAGAGACACUGACCAUACCGACUUCACCCGCAAUGAUCAACCCCGCUGCUCAAUUCCCUAACUGUGCCGUCUCUAGUGAGCUUCCAAGCUCCUGUCAGAGCAUAUUACCUCAGGGGCGAUUAAGUGCUCUCGUGGAUCAGUCCGCACAUGGAUCCUCCAUGAACCACUCUUAUCCUCUGCUGGCUCCGUGGCACCCCGCUUCAAAAGAAGGGAUGCCAUACGCUGAUGGACCAUUCCUUUCUCCACAGAAGGAUUUGAAGCGGACCGCCACACAGAUGGAAUCCAGCUCCAACGAUUUUGAGUCUCAGAGCUUCUCCCAAGAUGCCCAGCGCCCACAACCCCUGGAGUCAUACAGCCAGGACACAGGUCUCAACACAAUUCCAUCUGCUGAAGUUCGGGAUGCUAUUACUUCCGCUCUUUCCGAGAAUGAGCCUCCGACAAAGCGAGUCAAGUCCACCCAUCCAACACCUUCGAAGAACUUGGCUAGCCAUGCUGCCACAGCUGUUGUCGGUGCUCUUCUGGGUGGCCUGGGUACUAUUGCCAUGUUGGCCGCACUCCCUCCUGACUAUUUCCAUUAA
This is a messenger RNA of Penicillium arizonense, 2580 nucleotides long. RefSeq names its product FHA domain protein. Lineage: Eukaryota; Fungi; Ascomycota; Eurotiomycetes; Eurotiales; Aspergillaceae. The transcript is spliced from 4 exons. The record is from RefSeq and is a predicted model, not a curated record. Bases 1 to 2580 code for a protein of 859 amino acids. Gene Ontology annotation, molecular function: protein binding.